This is a messenger RNA of Kazachstania africana CBS 2517, 2319 nucleotides long. It is a transcript of the gene AFG2, whose product is annotated as AAA family ATPase AFG2. Gene Ontology annotation, cellular component: cytoplasm. Bases 1 to 2319 code for a protein of 772 amino acids. The transcript has a single exon. NCBI's taxonomy places the organism in Eukaryota, Fungi, Ascomycota, Saccharomycetes, Saccharomycetales, Saccharomycetaceae. The record is from RefSeq and is a predicted model, not a curated record. Gene Ontology annotation, molecular function: ATP hydrolysis activity; ATP binding.
AUGGCGCCAAAAUCAAGUAAUACGUCCAAGAAGAGCUCUUCAUUGAAUACAGAGUCUCAGAAACAAGCUAAAAUCAAAAUUCCAAAUGAGUUUAUUGCUAGACCGUUGAAUCUAAAGGGAAAUAACAGAGAUACUUCUGUUGCUCUAAUACAUCCACAUAUACUGAAAGCUCUGGAAAUUGCAUCUGGUUCUAUGUGUAUGAUUUCAAAGACAGGAGCUAAUGGUAUUGUAGUUCAAGCAAAAGCAGGUGAUGAAAAGGCACAUCCUUCAAAUGUUGUAAUGCUCUCAUCAGCCAUUAGAUCUGUAGGCAAUAUUAUACUGGGUGAUAGAUUAGAGAUUAGAAAACUUACAUGGCAACCACCAUAUGCUACAUCUAUCAACAUUAGUACUACGGGGGGUAUUGGAAUAAAUGAUUCGAUUGACAAGAAAGCUCUCGAAAAGCUUUUAGAUGACUGUGGUAUUGUGAUGCCCGGUAUGAUCUUCCAUGACUUUGAAUCAAGCGAAGAGGAGAAAGUUGACGUUAUUAUUACAAUGGUCGAAGAUGAUAAAUUGCCAGAUAUUUCGAAGGUUUCUUUAUCGGACGUAGAUACAGCUGAGCAACAGUUCCUGUCCCCAGCGGUAUUAUUCAGAAAAAAUGGAACAAAAAUAACGUUUACAUCAGAGAGGAGGGUCAACUCAAAGUAUAACCUACCUCAGCCACUGUUAUACGAAGCUGUCGGUGGAUUAUCUAAAGAAAUCGGAUUACUGAAAAGCACAAUAGAAUUGCCACUUCAUCAACCUACCUUGUUUAGCGAUUUUGGAGUUAGCCCGCCAAGAGGCAUCUUACUACAUGGCCCACCAGGUACCGGGAAGACGAUGCUGCUGAGAUGUGUAGCUAAUACUUCCAAUGCCCAUGUAUUGACUAUAAAUGGUCCAUCAAUUGUGUCAAAAUAUUUAGGAGAAACUGAAGCAGCAUUAAGAGAUAUAUUUAACGAAGCUAAAAAAUACCAACCAUCGAUUAUAUUCAUAGAUGAAAUCGACUCUCUCGCACCAAACAGAGCUAAUGAUGACUCAGGUGAAGUAGAAAGUAGAGUUGUUGCCACUCUAUUGACAUUAAUGGAUGGAAUGGGCGCUGCUGGGCGAUUAGUUGUAGUAGCUGCUACCAAUAGACCAAAUUCUGUUGAUCCAGCUUUGAGAAGACCAGGUAGGUUUGAUCAAGAGGUGGAAAUCGGUAUUCCUGACGCUGAAGCCAGACUAGAUAUUUUAUUAAAACAGUUCUCCAACAUGUCCUCUGAACGUCAUAGUUUAACUGAAGAUAAUAUCAAAACAAUUGCAUCCAAGACACAUGGUUAUGUUGGUGCAGACCUUUCUGCACUAUGUAGAGAAUCUGUCAUGAAAACUAUUCAGAGGGGACUAACUGAAGGAACCGCUAUGGACAAGACUUUGCUAAAAGUUACUAUGGAUGAUGUUGAAAAUGCAAUGUUGGAUAUUAGACCUAGUGCGAUGAGGGAAAUAUUUUUGGAGAUGCCAAAGGUGUAUUGGUCAGAUAUCGGUGGCCAACAUGAAUUAAAGAGGAAAAUGAAGGAAAUGAUCCAAUUACCUUUAGAAGCAUCAGAAACUUUUGCAGAACUAGGUGUCUCUGCGCCAAAGGGUGUCUUAUUAUAUGGACCACCAGGGUGCUCUAAAACCCUAACCGCUAAAGCUCUGGCCACAGAAUCUGGUAUCAACUUUUUUGCAGUAAAAGGUCCAGAAAUAUUCAGUAAAUAUGUGGGAGAAUCCGAACGUGCAAUUAGAGAAAUUUUCAGAAAAGCUCGUGCUGCAUCUCCUAGUAUCAUAUUUUUCGAUGAAAUCGAUGCUCUUUCACCUGACAGAGAUAGUGGCUCUACCUCUGCUGCUAGCCAUGUACUUACCUCUUUGCUGAAUGAAAUUGAUGGUGUUGAAGAGCUUAAAGGGGUUGUCAUAGUUGCCGCAACAAAUAGACCAGAUGAAAUCGAUCCCGCUCUAUUGAGACCAGGCAGACUAGAUAGACAUAUAUUUGUAGGGCCUCCUGACUAUGAAGCAAGAUUACAAAUUCUACAUAAGUGCACGAAGAAGUUCCAACUUGAAGGGUCAGACGUCAAUUUAGAGGACUUGGCAAGAAGGACCGAUGGUUGUUCAGGUGCUGAGAUUGUGUUAUUGUGUCAAGAAGCGGGUCUCGCGGCUAUCAUGGAGAAUUUACAGGCUAAAGAAGUUAGAGCUGCGCAUUUUGAAAAAGCCAUGGAAGGUAUCUCAAGAGGUAUUACUGAAGAUAUGCUCGAAUAUUACAAUAAUUUUGCAUCAAGAAGUGGGAUUUCAGCAUAG